ACUACGCCUUUCCCCAAAACUAGUUCACGUUAUUAUUAGUACUUUACUGUUCAGGAAAAUAUGAUGAAAAUAAUUCGUAUCGCCAAAUGUUGCUACACGUUAAAGACGUUUUAAGAACAUUUUGGUUUGCUUUGAUUUGUAAACAUAAUACAUGAGACAUUACGCGGAGGGAUACUCCACAUUGUGAGUUGCAAGCAGGGUUGCAGUCGCGCGCGGUGAGAAGAUUUUUUGUUUUAGAAAAUGCCGUUGUAUGGAAAAAUAGUGGUUAUCAAAAGGAGUGGAGCUGAUGGAACAGAAUUCCCUCUAACUGCACAAUCAUGCUUAUUUGGAAGGAAGCCUGAUUGUGACAUUCGCAUCCAGCUGCCUCAUGUUUCUAAAGAGCACUGUCAAAUUGAAGUGAAUGAAAAUAAAGAGGUGAUUGUAACAAAUUUGAGUGCAGUUAAUCCUACUCGUUUGAAUGGUAAAAUUGUACAACAAUCUGAAUCUUUGAAGGACAGAGAUGUGAUUACUAUUAUUGAUCGUUCUUUCAGGUUUGAGUAUCCUCCUGAAUUGACCCAGAAGAAAAGACAAUCUGCAUCUGCAAAAAAUGAAACCCUGCAGGUGCUUCAUGUUCAGCAGGUGAAGGACACAGUGUGUUUGUCUCCUGGAAAUCAAAGGAAAUCCACCACCUUGACUUCAGAUGCAUCAUAUGAUCUAAAAGAAGCUAAGGUUAUUGGAACUGAACUGUUAAGUGAGGCACACAUCAAAAAUGCUACACCUGGAGAAAAGGAUGCAUCUGAUACAGAAUUCGCCCAUAACCAUAGGGGAAACCAGGAGAAGCUAUUGGAGGGUUUGUCUCCUUUCAGUCAACUUUAUAAAACGCUUAAACUCCAAUUCCAGGCAAAUGAUGACCACCAAGCCUCUAGCAAAGGUGGAAAAACACCAAGGAAAGCAUCAGGCGAUGCAGCUCAGACACCUUUAUCAAGACGUAAAUCUGAUAAAAUUAGUCCAACCCGAGCCGUUAAAAUGCCCAUGGAAGUUAAAAGUACACCAUUACCACAAGCCCCUCUUUCCAGAAUAACUCCAAACAGAGGCAGAAAGUCCUUUGUUUGUGAAAAGUCAGCUGAAGAGGCAAUGUUGCAAAAUCUAGUUUCCUGUGUUUCUUCAGAGGAGAAAGAUACUUCAGAAGAUCAAUUGAACAAGGAGAUAAUUGACUCGCCAAGGUCUAGGAGAAGGAGCAAAGUAAUGAAUGAUUUACAGUCUGAUGCUGUAAAUGGUGAAACCUCACAAAUAACAAGCAAUAUGACAAAUAUUAUUGUAACCCCCAAGAAUGAUCGUCGUUCAACAUCACGUGGUAGGUCCUCAAUACAUAUAGUUACGUCGGCAGAUAAUGAAGAUGAUGGAUUUGUUGAACCAAGUGUUUCAGAUAAUGAGGGCAGCUCAGUAAACAGUACUCUAAAGUCUACAGGUAAAGGUCGACCAAGAAAGUCCCCAUUAAAAGAUGACCAUGCAGGAGGGAAUUACUCUGUUUGUGAAAGUGUGAAAGAGAAACCCACAGUGGUUGAGAAUUUGAUAGGCACUGACCAAGAAACUCCUAAGAGACGUCGCCGGUCUUCCCAGCCAACACCUGUGAAAUCGGCAGAAAAAGAGAAAGACUCUGGGGAGGAAGCACAACACAAACAAGACCGUUUUUCUAAAGCUAAAGAAACUCCAAAGUCUAAAAGGAAUAGCAGUCAGUUUACACUGCAAAGAUCCAUUAGUGCAGAUGAAGUGCUAAAAGAAAUCCAAGAACUUCCAUCUUCAGCAAAGAAAUCGUCGGAGGAGAUGGCGUCGGGAGGAAAAACAGAAAUGCCUAAAAAAGGCAGGAAAAGUAUAGAAUCUGAAACGCCAGCUUCUGAAGCAGAGCUUACUCCUAAGAAAGUUUCCUCUUCACCAAGGUGGCGAAGUAGAUCACUUUCACCUGCCAGUCUUGAAACUCAGGAUCCAGUCAAGAAAAAUGUUAAUGGCAUCAUAACACCACAAGAGGAAAAGAAAGUGGCAACACCAAAGAAAACACAGAAAAGUCCUGUAAUAAAUGAAGUUUCACCCAAACAGAAGACUCCUAAAGGCUCCCCAACAAGAAGGCACUCGGGAAAAGCAAUGCUGAAAGCUGAAGAAGUACUUUCAGAAAUUGAGGCAUUGGCACCACCUAGUGGAGAAAAUGGUGCUGUGGAAACAGGUAAUAAAAAGACUUCAAGCAAGAAGCGCAGGAGUGGGGAACUGCAAGAGAAAUUAGCAGAACCACCUUUAAAAAGAAAGCGAGUUUCCUUCGCUGGGCACUUGAGCCCUGAGCUGUUUGACAAACGCUUGCCACCCGAUUCUCCUCUGCGGAAAGGAGCUAUGCCAACCAGAUUUAGUCUGUCAGUUGGGAGCAAAGGACCCUCAGUAUUACGGAGGGCGUCGGCAGUAGGAAUCAAGUAUUCCUUGAUAAAGGAAUUUUCUGAAGAUACCUUAAGUUCUUUAAAGCCAAGUCCCAAUAAGAAGGCAUCCCCUAAAAAAACACCCUCUAAACCAAAUACUCUAUCGCCUGACAAGAAGUCCCCGAAGCCGAUUGCCAAGACUCCCUCUCCAGCUAGGUCUGUUGCCAAAACCCCCUCCCCUGGCAGAAAAUCCCUCGCUGGCGCUGGCAAGACCCCCAUUCUGACAAGCUUAACUGCAAAGAUACCUUCAUCAGACCAGAAGUCCCCAAAUGUUGCUGAUGUAGAACCCUCUCCUGGCCAGAAAUCUCCUACAAGUGCUGCCAAGACACCCUCCCUGGCUAGGUCUGUGGCCAAGACCACCUCCCCUGGCAGACAGUUGCCUGCUAGUGCUUUAACUAUUACUAAGACACCCCCUCCUGGUAGGAAGUCACCUGCUAGGUCUGUAACCAUGACGCCCUCCCCAGCUAGGUCUGUAACCAAGAUGCCCUCCCCAGCUACAACCAUUACUAAGACACCCCCUCCUGGUAGGAAAUCACCUGCUAGGUCUGUAACCAGGACGCCCUCCCCAGCUAGGUCUGUAACCAGGACGCCCUCCCCAGCUAUGCCUUUAACCAGGACGCCCUCCCCAGCUAGGCCUGUAACCAGGACGCCCUCCCCAGCUAGGCCUGUAACCAGGACGCCCUCCCCAGCUAGGCCUGUAACCAGGACGCCCUCCCCAGCUAGGCCUGUAACCAGGACGCCCUCCCCAGCUAGGCCUGUAACCAGGACGCCCUCCCCAGCUAGGCCUGUAACCAGGACGCCCUCCCCAGCUACAACCAUUACUAAGACACCCCCUCCUGGUAGGAAAUCACCUGAUAGGUCUGUAACCAUGACACCCUCCGGAGCUAGGUCUGUAACCAUGACGCCCUCCGGAGCUAGAUCUGUAACCAUGACGCCCUCCCCAGCUAGGUCUGUAACCAAGAUGCCCUCCCCAGCUACAACCAUUACUAAGACACCCCCUCCUGGUAGGAAAUCACCUGCUAGGUCUGUAACCAAGAUGCCCUCCCCAGCUACAACCAUUACUAAGACACCCCCUCCUGGUAGGAAAUCACCUGCUAGGUCUGUAACCAGGACGCCCUCCGGAGCUAGGUCUGUAACCAGGACGCCCUCCGGAGCUAGGUCUGUAACCAGGACGCCCUCCGGAGCUAGGUCUGUAACCAGGACGCCCUCCGGAGCUAGGUCUGUAACCAGGACGCCCUCCGGAGCUAGGUCUGUAACCAGGACGCCCCCCGGAGCUAGGUCUGUAACCAUGACGCCCCCCCCAGCUAGGUCUGUAACCAAGAUGCCCUCCCCAGCUACAACCAUUACUAAGACACCCCCUCCUGGUAGGAAAUCACCUGCUAGGUCUGUAACCAAGAUGCCCUCCCCAGCUACAACCAUUACUAAGACACCCCCUCCUGGUAGGAAGUCACCUGCUAGGUCUGUAACCAUGAUGCCCUCCCCAGCUAGGUCUGUAACCAAGAUGCCCUCCCCAGCUACAACCAUUACUAAGACACCCCCUCCUGGUAGGAAAUCACCUGCUAGGUCUGUAACCAUGACGCCCUCCCCAGCUAGGUCUGUAACCAGGACACCCUCUUCCAACAGGAAGUAUUUAUCAGGUACUGCCAAGACACCCUCUCCAGCUAUGUCUCUAGCUAAGACACCAUCUCCAAGCAGAAUGUCGCUCACUGGUGCUGCCAAAACGCCCUCUCCAUCUGGUGCUGCCAAAACACCCACUCCUAGUAGGCGGUCACUUGCUGGUGCUGCAGAGAUGCCCUCCGCAAAUAAAUCUGUAACCAAGACACCCUCUACUGGUAGGAAGUCUCUUGGUACCAAUACCAAUACCACACCUGUAGUGUCAACCGCAACACCAAAAAGUGGUACACCUUAUGUUAGGGGACGCUUCUCCAUUUCUCACAUCAGCACACCUUCACCUAUUCCUGAACAAAGCACUGUUGCAUCUAAAGCAGAACCUGUUGCUGAAGAAAUACAUUUUGAUGCUGUUACACCUAAACCAUCCCUAAGAAGGAAAAACAUUCAGUCUACAGCAAAGAAAACCCCUUCGAGGAGAAAGAGUUCUGGUCUUGAUGUAGUUCGUUCAAGAAGUGGGGCAUCUAAAGCAAACUUGCUAGUUGCAAGAUCCUGGGCUGAUAUUGUGAAACUCGGGGCUGCCAAAACACAGGGAAUGGUUUUUGCAAAGAAGCAGGUCCCGAAGGCGAAGAAGGUUACUAUUAAGAAGGUUACUUCAAAAAUGCCAAAGACCCCAGUUAAGAAAAUCAAAGACCAUUUCAGUACUGGACAUGCAGAUUCUCCCGUGACCAUUGUUGUUGGCAGAGCCCAUGCUAGAGCUGUCAAGCCAGCAGGGCAAGUUCCAAAGCUGGUUAGAAAUGUGGCAUUAAUGAAGAGAAGCAUGGAAAUGAAUGAAAGUUUUACAGGAAUUGCUGAAAUGUUUAGUACCCCUGUAAAUGAGAAACCAAGGAGAACACCAAGGCGCUCCUCUGCCAGCACUGAGGUUGUCUGUUCUACUCCUGUUUCUUUAACUGAUGCCUCUGUACUGAACACCCCAGAGGAAACAGGUGAAAUGGUUGUAUCCCCAUUAAGCGCACCCAGUACUGCAAGACGUGGAAGGUAUAAGGAUGCAGUGACCUGUCUUCAAGAGAAGGAAUCCAGUUACAGUGCUGUGAAGACCCCUGUUAAAGAAAUUAUUGCACCAAUCAAUCUCUCUGGUGGGAGUCAAGUAAGAGUUCAACCGUCAGAAGAGGUGGUAUAUACAAGUGAGAAAAUGCAAUCCCUUGUUGAAAAGACAGCAGCUGAAAUAGGUGAAGGUUGUAAAAAAUUAAUGAGGACCCCUAAACAAAAGGCUGAGCCACUGGUGGCCCUUACAGGAGUUAAAAGGCUGAUGAAAACACCAAAACAGAAGUCAAAACAAAUAGAAGACUUCAGAGGGAUCAAAAGACUCAUGAGAACACCCAAAGAACCUAAAGUACAGAUAAUUGAGGAUCUUGUUGGGGUGAAGAGAGUAAUGACAACUCCGAAACAGAAAGCAUCACCAGUAGAAGAUAUGGUUGGAAUAAAAAGAUUAAUGCGGACCCCUAAACAUAAGGGAGAGUCUGUUGAAUAUAUGUCUGGCAUUAGCAGAACUAUGAAGUCUCCAAAACUAAAGAUUGCUCCUAUAGAAGAAUUUGCAGGUUUGCAAGAACUUAUGGAACAGCCCGAGGAAAAAAAGCAAGACCACGAAUCAAGAGUAAACAUAGAAACACUUGAAGCUUUGGAGACCAAGAGAGAAUCGAAAAAACAUGAAAGUGUUAAAACACUGGCCAUCCUAGCACAGUCCAGUAUAGCAGCCCAACAGCCACCUUCAAGGAGAUCUCGUUGUAAAGAUGGUCAAAUAUCUGUAUUGCCUACACCUUUAAAUAAUUCUGGAAGACCAGAGCAGGUGAAACUGACAAUGGAUAUUGAAGAGGAUUCAGCUGUAAAAAGUUCAACUGACACUCCAAAUGGGAGUGUUAAAGCUUCCCCAGCCCAAACUGCUUCUACUAGAAAGUCUGGAAGGGGUAGGAAAGCAUCAGAUGUUGAAUUGUCAUCUCUGGAAGCAAUUUCAGUUGAAGUUUGCUCAGUUAAAAGUGAUAACAUUUCCAAACCUACAACAGAGUGUGUCAAAUUAUCACCUACCCCAAAGAGAGCAACACAUGGAACUGAAAAUAAGGAUACUUCUAGAAGUGAUACCCUGGGAUCACCUGCCUUUGAAAUUGCUUUAGUUCAAGAAUCUUCCAUAGAUUCUAUAAAAUUGUCUACCCCAUCCAGGAGAUCACAACAUGGGAAUGAAAAGGACACUGUACAAAAUGAAAGCUCACUAUUAUCCCUACCUGCAAAUAAACCUCAAAGAGGAAUGAAAGGAAUGCAGAAUGUAGAACAAAACCAUGCAUCUAUAGAACCCGCAGAUUUAACUGUUGAAAUUAUUAAAGCUUCUCCUGUCUCUACAAAAUGGACACACAGUGGUCAAAUUAAAGAAGUUGAGAUGCCUGCUACACCUCCUGCAACAAAAUCUGGAAAGGAAACAAAACAAAAAAUAGAGGAAGUUGCACAUAUGUUGAAUGAAGUAGCUGCUGCUGAGGAAAGAGUCUCUCAAAGUGUGUCGUCACCUGCAGCCAAGAGAUCACAUCAUGGUGCCAUCAAGGAUGUUGCAGAAUUGGACACAUCUGCCUCACCUGCUGCUAUGAAGAAAGCUUUAAGAGGUAGGAAGGCACAACAUCAUUCAGAUGACACACAGUCGACAUCUACAGAAGUAGUUGCAGCUGAAAGUGUAAUGCAUUUGCCUAUGCUGAAGAGAUCACAACGAGGUGCUGUCAAAGAUGUUACGGAAAAGGCGAUAACUUCAUCACCAGCUCCUAAGAAAUCUGGAAGGGGUAGGAAGGCAAAACAAAAUUCAGAAGUCAAGCAUGAGACAUCUACAGAAGUAGUUGCAGCUGAAAAUAUAAUGUCUUUGUCUUUGCCUAUGCCGAAGAGAUCACGACGAGGUGCAGUCAACGAUAUUGUGGAAGAGGAAAUAACUGCAUCACCAGCUCCUCUGAAAAAAUCUGGAAGGGGUAGAAAGGCAAAACCCAAUUCAGAUGACAUACAAGAGACAUCUGCAGAAGUAGUUGUAGCUGAAGAAAGCAGUCCUUUCUCUACAGCAAAGAGAUCAGAACAAGGUGCAGUCAAAGGUACUACAGAAUUGGAGACCACUGCAUCACCAGCUCCUAUCAAAACAUCUGGAAAGGGUAGAAAGGCAAAACCCAAUUCAGAUGACACACAAGUGACAGCUGUCCAAGUAGUAUCAGCUGGAGAAAGCCUUCCUGAAAGUGUAAUGCGUACGCCUAGAACAAAGAAAUCACAAGGUGCAGUCAAAGAUACUGCAGAAUUGGAGACAACUGCAUCACCAGCUCCUACCAAAAAAUCUGGAAGGGGUAGGAAGGCAAAACAAAAUUCAAAAGACCAACCUGAGCUGUUUACAGAAGUAGUUGCAGCUGAGGAAAGCUGCCCUGAAAAUGUAAUACUUUCCCCUGCAACAAAAAGAUUGCAACAAGGUGCAGUCAAAGGUACUGUAGGAGUGGAGACAACUACAUCGCCAGCUCCUACCAAGAAAUCUGGAAGGGGUAGAAAGCCAAAACCUAAUUUAGAUGGCAGACAUGAAACACCUGUAGAAGCAGUUGCAGCUGAAAGUGUAAUGUCUUCACCUUCAACAAAGAGAUCACGACGAGGUGCCAAAAGAGAUUCUGCUGAAGUGGAGACAACUAUAUCCUCUGCUCCAACAAAAAUAUCUGGAAGAGGUAGGAAGGCAAAACAAAAUACAGAAGAUAUUCGUGAAACAUCUUUAGAAGUAGUUGCAGUUGAGGAAAGCUGUCCUGGAAGUUUAAUGCUUUCCCCUACACCAAAGAGAUCACGGCGAGGUGUAGUCAAUCACACUGCAGAAGUGAAGACAAUUGCAUCACCUGCUCAUGCUAAGAAAUAUGGAAGGGGCAGGACGGCAAAACAAAAUUCAAAUGAUACACAAGAGACAUCUAUAGAAGUAACUGCUGCUGAGAACUGUCCUGAAAGUGUAAUGCCUUCCCCUACAACAAAGAGAUCACAAAGAGGCGCAAUGAAAAAUACUGCUGAAGCGGCAACAACUGCUGCUCCUAUUAAGAAAUCUGGAAGAGGGAGGAAAGUAAAACAUGUUGAGGAAAUAGACCAUACCUCUACAGAAGUACCUGAAGAAAGCCAAGCUGAAAGCGUAAAAAUGUCCCCUCUGUCCAAAAGAUCACGUCGGUGUUCCAUCGAGGAUACUGAUAUGCAGAAAACUAGAUGUGGAAAGAAAGUAGCUCCUGUGAGAGAAACAAGAGGAGCCACAAAGAAAAAUGCAGAUGAUGCAGAAACAGAAGAGCCUGAGACCUCUAAAAAUUCAGUGAUUAUGGAUAAAAUUAAAAAUCUUUCAAAAAAAAAUGUAAAAUGGAGUACUGUGCUAACAGUGGAAAAUGAUACACCUGAGAACAAUGCUGUAGAACAUCUGCCUGCUACUGAUAAAAGGUUGCAGAGGGGGAAAGCCAGAAGUGAAAAAGGAGAAACUCUGGACCUAGAUGAGGUACCAGUGCAACUAGCAAAACCUCGUAGAGGACGACCUGGAAGGAAACCAAAAAUGACUGAAGCUGAGAUUGUUCAGGAACAGGUUGCUGAUGAGCCAAGUUCUAAAGAGGAAAGCAAACCGGCUGUUUGGGUCAGUUCUAAAAGGGAAGCCUCUUUAGAGAUUAUUUCAAGCAAUGUAACUGUAAUUGAAAAGGAAGGACUUCGUGGCAAAAGUGGAAGUAAAAGAAAAAUGAUCUGUAAAGAGUCUGCUAAUGCAAAUUUUGAAGAGCAGGAACAUUUGUUAAUAGAAGUAGCUCCAAAAAGAGGUAGGCGUGGAAAAGCAAAGACAACUGUUGAUGAGGAAGCACAGAGCUCCACAGGUCCCAGUGCUUCGACAGUUGAAAUUAAAGCUGUAUCAGUAGUAGAAACGAUGAAACCUAGAUCAAUCAAGAGGACAGGGAGAACAAAAGCAUCAUCACAGCAGAAACUUGAUCUUCCAAAAGAAACUAAUGAUCACGUUAUUGAUGAGAGUGCAUCCCAGGCUGAGAAACUAGUUAAAUCAAAGAAGCCCAUUGGAAGGGGCAAAAGAAAGCUCGAGCUGGAAGCAGAAACUGAGGCUGAUGUGUCUUUCCUAAGUCCUUUAAUGUCGACCAGAGGAAAGCGUGCUAAUCUAACAAAUGAAGCUGAAACCAGAACGCUGGAAACUGCAGCUAAUGAUGAAAAUGUAACUCGGGGAAAGGUUUCUAGAAGAGGAGCAGCAGCAUCCGAUAAGAAAACUGCAGCCGCAAAAACAGAAGGCAAACCAGUCAGAAGUACGAGACGGAGAUAGACAUGUAAACAGUUGUGUCUUAAAAAUUGGUAGCUUAUUUGUAUUGUUUUGUCCAUCCAAUAAUUUUUUUUUUUUGGCACUGCAGCUUAAUUAUGCUUGUAUCUUUUCUAUCUUAAAUACAUACUGCUCUGUAAAUUCAUUUGAUAUAUAUUUUAAAUAUUCCCCAUUUUAUACAGCGGUGUGAUACUUAAUUUCUGAGAGGUAAGACGUGUAUAUUUUUGCAAAGACAUUGUGUCUUUUAAUAUUAAGUCAUAAUCGGUAUGCAUUUGUUUUUUUAUGCUUGGUGAUAAUUUGAUGCUGGUAAAGUUUUUUUUAAACAAAACAGUUGCUUUUUUCUGUAGCAAUUAUCAGAAUAAAAUUUGUGAAAUUUC
Messenger RNA from Acipenser ruthenus (sterlet), 9737 nucleotides. RefSeq names its product proliferation marker protein Ki-67-like. Gene Ontology annotation, biological process: regulation of mitotic nuclear division; regulation of chromosome segregation. Bases 241 to 9366 code for a protein of 3041 amino acids. Gene Ontology annotation, cellular component: nucleus; chromosome. NCBI's taxonomy places the organism in Eukaryota, Metazoa, Chordata, Actinopteri, Acipenseriformes, Acipenseridae. The record is from RefSeq and is a predicted model, not a curated record. Gene Ontology annotation, molecular function: protein binding. The transcript is spliced from 16 exons.